AUGCUACGUGGAGCAUCCAUCACUUUUGUCCCUCGAACUGUCGUCUUGUGUGAUGUGGGAUGUGCUGUGGUCGUGGGGGACUACCUAACUAAACCUUUACUGUCGCCUUCGUAGAGCGGUGGGAUUUGCUCAUUGUGCAUACAAGAGUGAAAGCUGGGAAGUUCCACGGAGGUAUGCCAUGGUACGUUGUUGUUUCAUUGUUGUUCCUGAUGCUCGUAGGCUGCUUUAAGAAAACUACUCAUGUACAUACGGCAGCCGCGGUUCUCUUACGCAGCUGAUGCACAGCUCACGCGGUGAAUAAGCCCACGUGUCACGAGGCAGGCGGACGCCGGGCAUGCCCCCGAUCGAGUGUUGGUUGGAAGCGUGUCGAAAAGCUCAGAGGAUACACACAACACGAUGGUGCUGCUGUGGUGUAAUGUUUCUGUGCAUCACACGUAAAAGUCUAUUAUAUAAUAAUACUAAAACUGCAUCACGUAUUCAUGCACAUCAGCGGAAGUCUCGGUUGUACUGUUCUGCCGGAAGGAGAGGGAGCAGCCGCGAACAAUAUUAUUUUGAGACUCUGCGUUAAUGUUCAAAGCUUGCCUUGUUGAUGCCCCUCAUGCCUUUGACCUUCUCCCGGCAUGUUACCACCAAGCCCAUUUCCACCCCUGCUGGUGUGUGAGGCUGCUCUCGGCGAAGCUCCCGCCGUCUCCGACGGUGCGGCGGAACUGCACCGACGGAGAUGUCUGUUCCAUUGUGUGGUAAGGUGUGUCAGUGUAGCCACAAUCGCAGAGAAACCCCCCCCUCUGACUGCCUCCAUCAUUAAUGAGCGUGCUCGACAUCCCACGUACUCCACUCAUGCCGUGAUAACAGGCGAGAUCUCCUGCGAACCCUGCAGUACUCACAGGCCAGGGGCACCGCGGACGAUACAUGUAAAAUUGAAGGGUGCCGUAAGUUGAGCGGAUGCCCCCCCCCCACAAAACGGCCACAGCCAGGAAAGACAGCAAAAAAACUACCACGGCGGAGAGGCGAUUGUGGUCAUCAGGCUCCCCUGGGCAUUUCGGAACACACUGGACACCUCACAGCCACAGAUAUACCCACCGCUCCUGCGCACUCUCGAGGGCCGCUGCCUCGUCCUCGCAGCGCCGGGGUCAGCAAGUGACGCCUGCCGUCACCCGACGCCAAUCGUCCGGCGGCGCGCGUAAGGAAGACACGGAG
Molecule: messenger RNA, 1197 nt
Organism: Ectocarpus sp. CCAP 1310/34
Lineage: Eukaryota; Phaeophyceae; Ectocarpales; Ectocarpaceae
Source: the annotation of a GenBank genome assembly